Rotaria socialis is the source of this 1782-nucleotide messenger RNA. The record is from the annotation of a GenBank genome assembly. Lineage: Eukaryota; Metazoa; Rotifera; Eurotatoria; Philodinida; Philodinidae.
AUGGCCAAGACAUGUGGAUCUCAAGAAGAGAUCCAACCCGUAAAUGAUCAUACUGAUUUUGGUUAUUGGUACAAUGAAAUGAACAGCGAUGAUCAAUUUGUACGUUACAUGACAGAAAUCUACAAGAAACAACACCUGAACAUUUACAUGAACAAACAACAAAAUACAACAAUGACUCAUCAUACGCGUUCCAAUACCCAAUCACCAUUAAAUCGACAACAAGUAACACGACAAUUACCACAGCUAAUGGAUCAUCCAAUUACAUUUGAUCAUAUUCAAGAAAUACAUCACCGUCAUCACCACCAUAACCAAAUAUCAAAAACAUCUACAAUUGAGCGUGUUACACGGUCCAGUCCAUCAUCAACAAACCACCAAGUCUCAUCAACCCCACGACGACCAUUAGAAGAGAGUGGAUCAGAAAAUCAAUACCAACGCCAAAUUAAGAAAUCAAGACCUCAUGAAAUUACACCAUCAGCUCCUCCACAACUAUCAACAACAGUUAAACCAUUUCACCUACCAACAGCACAUCUUAAAAGAGCAGUAGCGAAUAACUUACCGUGCUUUUAUAUAAAAUUUGAUAGUAAUAUAACUCAACGUAGUAUACCAUCAGCCAUGAGAGUGGCAAGAUGGAUUCGUCAAACAGUCCAACAGCAAUCAUCUGAAUCAAUAGGAGAUUUUUCUAUACUGAUACCUGUUGGCACGAAUCGAUAUAAAUUUGGAGUAACAUCAAAAAGUGAUUUCUUAUUACUUUGGAACUGUAAGUGGCCAAAUGAAAUGGACGACAUUGGCGUUGAAAUACAACGACCUCGCUCUCUACCUGAUUGUUGCGCAUUAGUAGUGCGCUACGCACCAGUUGUUGAUCUAUCUAAUGAAUUCGUUUUUCGAGAAAUUAGUAAAUCAAUCAGUUCAGUAAGUUCCUUCUCAAAAAUCAACUAUCAUCGACCCCGAUCAACAAAUGAUUAUAGAUUUUGUGUAGCCGAUGCAAAUGAAUAUGAAGAAAUCUUAAAGAUUGGCCGUAUAGCAAUCGGACAUCUACUGCUACCAAUAACUGCAUUUCUUCCUGGUCUAAAAUUGACUUACUGCGCAAACUGCUGGAUAACUGGUCAUACUAAACCUGAAUGUAAAAUGAACCCUCGAUGUCGUAAAUGCUUAGAUAAUUGGGAAUUUAAUCAUCGAUGCCAAAAGCCAAUGUUAUGUGCUCAAUGUGAAGGUCCACAUUUAUCAACAAGUAUCGAAUUUCCAGUGGUUUACAAUUAUCGCAUAACAUUAAAAGAUCAAGUUAAAAAAGCCAUUAAUGAUGGAUUAAUAAGUCAACCAAGCAUCAACCAAAAACGAGAAGCUAAUCGUUAUGUUGAAGAUGAAAGAUUUGAAAAAAAACAAAUAAAUGGAACUAAACAAGCAUGGGGACGCCAAUCAAAAUCAACAGAUAGGCCACAAAUUCAACAUGAAAAUGAAAAUGAUCGACUAGGUGAGUUAGUAUGCCGAACUAAAGAUGUUUUAGAUAUAAUACGUCGAAUGGAAUUGCAAAUGGAUAACCAAGUUGUAAAAGUUGAUAUCUUAGAAAAAAGAUCGGUAUGGAAUAAAGAAAGUUUGAUUGACCUAGCAAAGAUCAUUCAACAGCUCAUCAAUGCAACAUUAGAAAAGAAAAACAAACAACAACUACAAAGCUUAGUACAGCAACUAGAAGCAUUUAAAGAGAAUGUUAGUGAAAAGUUUAAUGCUAUCACAAAUGAUCAACAAAAACAAACACCAACAUCUCCGUCUUUUAGAACCCAACAGUAA